Messenger RNA from Suillus clintonianus, 1016 nucleotides. RefSeq lists its product as uncharacterized. The transcript has 3 exons. The coding region runs from base 205 to 939 and encodes 244 amino acids. Lineage: Eukaryota; Fungi; Basidiomycota; Agaricomycetes; Boletales; Suillaceae. The record is from RefSeq and is a predicted model, not a curated record.
UCACCGUAAAAGCCCGGAGUCGGGUGUGUGGGACAUAUGGCAAGCUUUACAGCCUACAUGACCGUCUAGAAUCUAGAUCAUCUACAUAUGUCCAAACAGGUAGUCGCGGAAGAUGCCGUGUCACUUCUUCAAUCGCACCUUGCAACGACCAGCUUGACUUCAAACUGGCAAUGAACAGUCUCAACGGGAUCCUUAGAUAAAACGAUGGCCGUACACUUAUUUGGAACGUGUCGAGGGAAGCUUCCAAGUGCAAAUGCAGGUUUGCGUGCUCUCAUACAUCCCCGACUCGUAUCCACCGUGUCCCAGUACCCGUUCCCUCACCACCCACGACCAACUCCGCACCAAAUAUUCCACCUCUCCCAUGGUGCGUCUCAGGCUGACAUCAAGUCAAGAUACUAUGAACUCGUCCGAGAACACCAUCCCGAUUCUGCACAAGCGCAACAUAUCCCUGCUUCAGAACGACACUCGCGCUUUCAAGCCAUAACAGCUGCAUACGAGGCUCUGACUGGGAAAUCUCGCUUACAGCUUGGUUCGGGGUUUCGGUCUGAUUCCGAUAUGUAUGAAGAGCUGAGGCGGCGGAGACGUUCGCAUCAUAGGAGUGCAGGGAUGGACUUUGACCACAACCACCCGUUUGGAUUCGCGAGUGGAACUUCUGGGAGGGAAUGGACUGCGAGGCCCGAUGAGAGAUGGAAGGACUGGUCAAUAAUAUUCGUGGGGACUGCGUGUUUCAUCAUUGGCAUUGCUCCCAUAUUUUUCAGUCAUACUUCCGAUAAGCGCCACAUGAGUGCGGUCCAAAACCUUGCUCAAGCCCGCAGCGAAGCUCAGGAGUACGGGAUGGAGCGGCGAAGGGAAAUUAGACGGCGCGUGCGGGAAUACCAGUUGGAACAAGAGGAGCGCAAUGCGCGUUGUAGCUGUGACCACAAGAAUGAGAGAAGAUAAAUCAGUCACUGACGUUGCUGUCGCGAGCAUUGAAACAUGGACGGUGUUUGACUGAAUUUCUAUUGCCUAUUCUUCAU